This is a messenger RNA of Wasmannia auropunctata (little fire ant), 482 nucleotides long. RefSeq lists its product as uncharacterized. Lineage: Eukaryota; Metazoa; Arthropoda; Insecta; Hymenoptera; Formicidae. The annotation marks the transcript as partial. The record is from RefSeq and is a predicted model, not a curated record. The transcript has a single exon.
AUGGUCAUGUUUGUCGAACGCGGUAUACGCGGCGGCCUGAGUCAAUGUUCCAAGAGAUAUGCGCGGGCUAACAACAAGCACAUGCAGUCGUAUGAUCCAUCGAAACCGUCGUCAUACUUAAUGUACUUCGACGUAAAUAAUCUGUACGGCUGGGCAAUGUGUCAACCAUUGCCGUAUGCAGAUUUUCAAUGGGUCAACGACACAGCAAAUUUUAAUGUUAUGAAUAUCGCGUUAGAUUCUGCGAUAGGCUACAUUCUCGAAGUCGAUCUAGACUAUCCACAACACCUUCACGACGCGCACGCUGACUUACCGUUCUGUCCGACGCGCGAUAAACCACCCGGCAAGCGGCAAGAAAAACUCCUCGCGUCUUUAUAUAAUAAAAAGCGAUACGUUAUUCAUUAUCGCAAUUUGCAGCAAUGUACUCGUCACGGUCUCCGUAUUACAAAGAUUCACCGCGUAUUGCAAUUCGCGCAAUCUCCAUG